AUGGCCGCCUCGUUGAAAGACGAACGCGACGUCUCGUCCAAGGGCGAUGACACCGAGCAAUCAAGAGGCACUAGUGCCGACCCCCAGCUUCACGACAACGAGAAACAAGAAGGAACAGAAGUGGCUGCGGCAGAAGUUCCUCCUCGCGUCACAGGCUGGAAAUGGGUGUUGGCCAUGUCGGCUGUCCUGUCCUCCAUCUUCCUCUACGCCCUAGACAACACCAUCGUCGCUGCCGUCCAACCCGUCAUCGUCACCGAAUUUGACUCGAUCGAGAAGCUCCCAUGGCUCAGCGUUGCCUUCCUCCUCGGAGCUACGGCGACAAACAUGGUAUGGGGCAGAAUCUACAGCCAGUUCAGCUCAAAGUGGUUCUACAUCUUCAAUGUUGCCCUGUUCGAAGUUGGGUCCGCUAUCUGUGGUGCUGCGCCCAAUAUCGAUGUUCUCAUUGCUGGACGUGCCAUCUGCGGUGUUAGUGGUUCGGGAUUGUACGUCGGUGUCAUGAGUCUGAUUGCCGUCACCACCACCAUGGCUGAGCGCCCAUUGUAUGUCUCGAGCACGGGACUGACUUGGGGCCUGGGAAUUAUUCUUGGUCCUGUCAUCGGAGGUGGCUUCAGCGAGUCUGCGGUUGGCUGGCGGUGGGCGUUCUACAUCAACCUUUUCAUCGGUGCCGUUUGCGCACCCGCCUACUUCUUGCUGCUGCCCAGCAUUGAUCCUCGCCCUGGUGUCCCCUAUAAGCAGCGCGUCGCCGAGAUGGACUACGUCGGAACCGUCAUGUUGAUGGGCGGCUUGACGUGCUUCGUCUUGGCCAUCAACUGGGGUGGCGUCACCUAUGCCUGGAAUUCCGGCCAGAUCAUCGGUCUCUUCGUUACGUCGGGUGUCCUAUUCAUCCUGCUGGGUAUCCAGCAAGUUUGGACCAUCUUCACCACGCUCAGUCGCCGUAUCAUUCCAGUCCAAUUCUUCCGUUCGAGAACCGUCCUUAUUCUCUUCAGCGUCACCGCGGCAUCUGGCGCUUCGGCUUUCGUUCCGAUCUACUUCGUCCCUCUUUUCUUCCAGUUCACGCGCAACGACGGUCCGCUCCAAGCAGGAGUCCGGCUCCUCCCUCUGAUCGUGGUCAUGGUGGUGACCAUUAUCGCCAACGGCGCUCUGAUGGCCAAGUUUGGGUAUUACAUGCCUUGGUACACCUUCGGUGGCCUGUUCGCCGUAGCUGGAAGCGCUCUCAUGUACACCGUCACUCAGGACACGAGUGAGAGUGCCAUUUACGGCUACACCGUCUUGAUCGCUCUUGGUGUCGGUAUGUUCCUACAGGCGUCCUUUUCCGUGGCGCAAGCGGUGGUCGAGCCAGAGAAUAUCCCUCCUGCUGUAGGUUUCAUCACUCUUGCGCAGUUCCUCGGCAUCACCAUGGCGCUUGCCAUUGCGAAUUCCGUCUUCCUGAACGAGAGUGAAAAUGGAAUCGCGGCAAUCCUCCCGGACGUGUCGCGGUCCGAGAUUCAAGCUGCUAUCGAAGGCACAACUGCUACGUUUGUCAAGAACCUGAGCCCAGAGGUCCAAAAGCAAGUCCUCGGUGCCAUUGUAAGCGCCAUUGGCAAGACGUAUGUCCUUGUUAUUGCAGCUGGGUCGUUGGUUACCGUGUUGAGCUUGUUCAUGAAGAGGCAGAAGCUAUUCACCACAGCUGGAAUCGGCGCAGCGUAA
Molecule: messenger RNA, 1686 nt
Organism: Podospora bellae-mahoneyi
Lineage: Eukaryota; Fungi; Ascomycota; Sordariomycetes; Sordariales; Podosporaceae
Exons: 1
Coding region: 1-1686 (561 amino acids)
Biological process (GO): transmembrane transport
Cellular component (GO): plasma membrane
Molecular function (GO): transmembrane transporter activity
Source: RefSeq, a predicted model, not a curated record